Molecule: messenger RNA, 876 nt
Organism: Quercus robur (English oak)
Lineage: Eukaryota; Viridiplantae; Streptophyta; Magnoliopsida; Fagales; Fagaceae
Exons: 2
Coding region: 1-876 (291 amino acids)
Source: RefSeq, a predicted model, not a curated record
AUGUCUUCUCCCUGUAAUACUGUUGAAGAAUUUAAAGCCUUUCACGAUAUUGAUCGCCGAAUAUAUGCUCGUUUAGUGAUCGACCUGCAUUUAGAACCUAACAAAUCCAAGAAAGUUGUGGCCUUUUGGAUUCGUCUUGAAAUAAGAGGCGUUAAAGACUUUGUCUUUAUGAUCCUACCUUUACCAGAUCAAAAGCUCCGUGCAUUAGUACACGAGACAAUGAUGUUCCUACUCUACUUGUCUCAAGCACCUUCUUCUGAUGUUGAUAAAGAUUUGCCGUUGAUGCUUAGUCUUGUUGAGCCAAGAUUUUCCUUUUGGGAUUUUUAUCCGGAGAGGGAAACGUUGAUAAGCGAGAUUGAGGAAAUCAAAACGUAUGUGUGUGAUUUAGUCUUUAGCGAUAUAGUUCCGACAAUGGUACAACAAUCUUCGCGGCCUCAAAGUGGAUUCAUUCAACCCCAGUUCUCAAACAGCCGUAAAGGUUUCCCUUCAUAUCAGGUUCUUGAAGCCCCUUCAGUUUCAGUGGCACCAAAUUUCGCAAACUCCGUUCAAGUUCAACCUUCGGUGCCUCAAGCUGCUACUAGUAGUACUAGUCUGUCUCCUUUAGUGCCUAGUUUUCACACUGAAGGUAGAUUUUUGUUAAUGACCUUCUCUAUGGGUCAUUAUGUUACAAGUGAAGAACUUCAAGAAUACAUUACAAGGAGAUUUGGGAACUGUAUAGAGUCCAUCUUAAUGAAACCUCAGCCAAAUAUGGCGCCGCCACUGUAUGCAAAUGUGGUCGUUCGCUCUUCUUCAGAUAUUCAGCGUAUUCUUGGAGGUGAAGAAACAGCGAUAUUCACAGUUAAUGGAAAACAAGUUUGGGCAAGAAGCUUGGAUUGA